Pseudopipra pipra is the source of this 3041-nucleotide messenger RNA. It is a transcript of the gene PPP1R1C, whose product is annotated as protein phosphatase 1 regulatory inhibitor subunit 1C. Gene Ontology annotation, biological process: intracellular signal transduction. The record is from RefSeq and is a predicted model, not a curated record. NCBI's taxonomy places the organism in Eukaryota, Metazoa, Chordata, Aves, Passeriformes, Pipridae. Gene Ontology annotation, molecular function: protein phosphatase inhibitor activity. Gene Ontology annotation, cellular component: cytoplasm.
GUAGCAAAGCAGCUGGAAAACAUUUUUCUCACAUUAUCUGAGACUGAGAAAACAAAAAUCAUUUUCUUUUAAGUAUGAAAAUUCAAGAGGAAAGCCACAACUUCAGAUCCCUGUUUAUGUCCUUCCUUUCCCCCCCCCCCUCCCCCGUGUAACCCUGUAUGUAUGUAUAUAUCCCUGGUAUGUAUGUGUGUAUAUAUCCCUGGUAUGUCUGAAGCUGUCGCUGAAGAUAACAGCAUGUCUGCUCAUGAAGGACUUGUGAAACUGGAUAAUUAGACUGUCCUGAAAACAACUCUCUAAUUGUCCUUAGUGAAAGCAGCAUCUGCCUCUCUAACAUCAGUGUCUUAGACUUAGUUGUGCCAGCAGAACUGCUGCAAUUGCACUUUGGCUCUAAUUGUCUGUGGAAGUCUACAAAGCAAAUUAUGUUUUGUCUUUGUGGGAGUAGUGAAGGCUUAAAAAUGAUCAUACAAAACACUGAACAUCAGUAUUCUGUGCAUCUUUUCCUUUGUUUUGGUAAAUGAAAGUGAGCACUUCACCUUAGCAUCAAAAAUAUUCGGGACUCAGACUGAGAGGGCCCAGAAUAACCUGAUCUUGGGCUCUGCUUCUAGCAGCGGGAGGGACCAGGUAUCUCCAGAAGGCCCCCACCAAGAAGACUCUUCUGUGAUUCUACAAUUCUAAGUUAAUGCCAACUAAAACUAUCACAAGAAAUCAAACAGGAAAGUUGCUACCUACUUGCUGUCAGCUGGAAACAACUGCAGUUUUGAUUUGAAUGAAGAGGGAAAUUUCAGCCCUCACUGAGAAUUAUUUUUGAUCCCUGAGCCAACUGGAUCCUUCAUUUUUAGUGUAUCCUCACCUCCUGAUCUUUAUCAGGUCCUUCAUAAAGCAGCUUCCUAGUGUGCUUACCUCUGCUCAGAAAUGCCCUGGUGUUCCAGUAAUGUGUCACAGUUUUCCUUUGUGAAAAUCAAAGCCAAGCAAGUAUUCCAUUCCUGACUGGCUGUUUUUUUCUGCUGUGUAUGGCCAGAGCAUUAUUCUUAUCCACGAUUCUUGCUCUUUCCCUGCCUCCUUUGCUGGCACAGGUGGAAAAGUACUCAGUGACCGAAUAAGCUUGUGGUGAGCUGUGAAAAUCCUUAGCGCUCUCAGUGGCUUGAGGAAAGAACACAUUUGCAAAUUCCUCUGACUUUUACAAAGGGAUAGGUUAAACCAGAGGUUGCUGUGUAUCAUUUCACACACUUCUUUUGAAUUAACAGAAAAUGACAAGUGAAAAUAAUUAUAUUCACAAGAGAGUACUAUUGAUAUGAUUGACCAAAUUAUUUUUCUGGUCUUGGAAGGAGGCACAGAUUUUUUACCCUGAAGUAGUAUUUGGCCUCUGAAUUUUAACCACCUAAAAGUGAGGUAACUAGAAUCAUCUUUCCUUUUGCUAAAGUUAAUGGAGAAAAAAUGUAAUCUCGAGUAAACACUAUAUCCUGCUUAACUAGGAUAGAAUUAAAUGCCCAUUGAUAUGCUUAGCAUGAGGGAACUGAGACAGCUGGCUUAAAUGUGGAUGUUCUCAGUAUCUGGAGUCAUGCAAAAUGAAGCCCACCAAAAGAAAUCACAGUCUAAAUCUGCAAACCCAGCCUGAGGUGCAAACCUUCUUAGCACACCAGAGAAGCUUCAUGAAGGUGUGGGCAUUUGCGUAGCAUCAUCAUCAAAAAAUCUUCCUAUAAGAUUUAGAAGAUUCUAAACCUAUCAGAUUUAAAAAAGAUUUCAAAGAUCAAAGGCAAUUGUUUGAUACGUGAGAAGAGGAGAGCAGUUCUGGCAUACUGUAACAGAGAUCGAAUUAUUGCAUCCACCCCUCCUGCUACCUCCACCCCCAAAAUCUGAAAACUUCCUGAUUUGUGUUCAUCAAUAAUUAAGAGCCCAUCAGCAAUACUCAGAGGGAGCUUGCAUUGCACUUCUGAGCAGCCAGUUAGUAAUAUAUGGUGGAGAGAUCCUCUUUUUCAAAUCCCAGGGCUCCAGGCCAUGCAAUGCUAGUAUUGCAUUUUCAAUUAGCUUCUGAGUGAAUGCUUGGCAUAUGUAGAAGUGAGCUGGUACACAAUUAGCUUAUUGUUCCUUUCAGCUUUCUGCUGAGAGGAUCUGAAGGACUGCUGAAGAGAGGGGAGAGGGGAAAAAAAAAAGAAAAUAGCCAAGCUAGUGGCAUCUCUGUGGAUGUGGAAUAAGGGAGUUGCUCGACUCACGCAGACUCCCGAGCUAAGUCGGGAGUUACAGCUGUUACUGCAGAGCACUCAGCCUGGCUGUGGGGAGGGCGCCGGGAAAGGGGCAGACCCAGUCUCAAGCUCCAGGCUCUUCUCUCGUCUGACUCACCGCAGCAUCACAAUGGAGCCCAACAGUCCCAAAAAAAUACAGUUUGCUGUGCCCUUGUUUCAGAGUCAAAUAGAUCCCGAGGCAGCUGAGCAGAUCAGGAAAAGAAGGCCUACACCAGCAUCACUCGUCAUCAUGAACGAACAUGUGCCUCCAGAAAAAGAUGAGAAGAGAACAAGCAUCUCACAGGCAGAGUCCCAGAGUGCCUCUCCCAAGCAGAGGAAGCAGAGCGUCUUCACCCCUCCUGCCCUCAAAGGGAUUAAGCAUCUGAAGAGCCAGAGUGAUUCAGUGUUUCCAGAAGAAGAAGAGGGAGUUGGUGAAAGGGAAGAGGAGUGGGGCCAUUAACCAGGGCAGAGCUGUCUCGAGCCCCAUCACAGAGAGUAACUGAACUGUGGGGCCGUGCGUGUGCCAGACCCUCCACCGCCUGCUCCAUGUGCCUCUGGGGCUCCCUGGGAAGUGCCCUCAAAUGGGCUUCACAGACACCUGCAAACGUGUCCUGUGACCCCUAUACCUGAAGAUAAAACAGUUAUUUUAAAGUCAUUUUUCUUUCAUUUUCUAUGACUUAGAAAUGUAAUCUGCAAAUGUGUUAGCUACCUGACAUCAGUACUGCCAGAGCUUAACUACUGUGUGUGAGCUGUACUCUAAGGCUUGUUGUAAAUAAAACUGAUUUAAAAUGUGCAAAAUAAAUAAUACGUUAAUUUCGACAA